AGCUAUGGCAGACGGAGAGUCACACUCUGACGCUGUUAGGGCAACACAAGUCAUGCAAGACUCAAAGCAGACAGAUGGCACAAACACAGAAGACGAAGACAGCACAUGUGUGACGGGCGAGAUCCCAUCUCUGCAGGAGCUGGAGGAGGUUCUGCAUUCAGCUCCACGCUCAUGUCGCCAUGGAGAUGAGGUGUGGCCGAACCUUUUUCUGGGAGACAUGUUUAUGUCUCAUGACAAGUUUGGACUCUGGCAGCUGGGCAUCACUCAUGUGCUGAACGCCGCUCAUGGUAAACUCUGCUGUAAGGGCAGCGAUGAUUUCUACGGAACCACAGAGAAAUAUUACGGCGUCCCCGCUAAUGACCUGCCGACAUUUGACCUCUCGCCAUUUUUCUACCCAGCUGCAGAGUUCAUUCACCAGGCUUUGACAUCAGGAGGGAAGGUUUUGGUGCACUGUGCAGUGGGAGUGAGCCGUUCAGCUGCUUUGGUUCUUGCCUACCUGAUGAUCCAUCAUCACCUCAGUCUUCUGUCUUCCAUACAUCAUGUGCAACAAAAGCGCUGGAUUUUUCCUAAUAGAGGAUUUCUAAGACAACUUAUAAAGCUGGACCGAAAACUGCUCAAAGAAAGGCCAAAAAAAUGGCACAAAAAAGACAAACCUUAA
Messenger RNA from Nematolebias whitei (Rio pearlfish), 658 nucleotides. Its product is annotated as dual specificity protein phosphatase 13-like. Gene Ontology annotation, molecular function: protein tyrosine/serine/threonine phosphatase activity; MAP kinase phosphatase activity. The transcript is spliced from 3 exons. Lineage: Eukaryota; Metazoa; Chordata; Actinopteri; Cyprinodontiformes; Rivulidae. Gene Ontology annotation, biological process: protein dephosphorylation; negative regulation of MAPK cascade. Bases 5 to 658 code for a protein of 217 amino acids. The record is from RefSeq and is a predicted model, not a curated record. Gene Ontology annotation, cellular component: cytoplasm.